This is a messenger RNA of Aspergillus niger, 3192 nucleotides long. RefSeq lists its product as uncharacterized. Lineage: Eukaryota; Fungi; Ascomycota; Eurotiomycetes; Eurotiales; Aspergillaceae. The record is from RefSeq and is a predicted model, not a curated record. Gene Ontology annotation, molecular function: ADP binding; catalytic activity; protein binding. The transcript is spliced from 2 exons. Bases 1 to 3192 code for a protein of 1063 amino acids. Gene Ontology annotation, cellular component: kinesin complex. Gene Ontology annotation, biological process: nucleoside metabolic process.
AUGACCUUCACGCACCACGACUAUACGGUCGCGUGGAUCUGCGCCUUGCCGUUGGAACUAGCAGCAGCGAAGGCCAUGCUGGACGACGUUCACCCUCCGCUUCCCCAACCAGAAUCCGACCACAAUGUCUACACACUUGGGAGAGUUGGCAGCCACAAUGUAGUGGUGGCCUGUCUGCCUGGCGGCGUUUAUGGGACGAUAUCCGCUACAAGUGUUGUGUCACAUAUGGUCUCUACCUUUCGGAAUAUCAGGUUCGGGUUGAUGGUGGGUAUUGGAGGUGGAGUCCCGAGCCACAGUGCUGAUAUUCGCCUUGGUGAUGUUGUGGUCAGCAAGCCAACUGCCACUUCAAGUGGUGUUAUCCAAUAUGACCACGGCAAGACACUACGCGGCGGUCGAUUCCAGCACAUCGGGUCGCUUAAUAAACCUCCUCAAGUGCUGUUGAAGGCCGUGUCUCAAUUAGAGAGUGAUUACAUGACCGGGAAAAGGCUGACCAGCGAAAUUUUGGACGGUGUGCUGCACAACUGUGAUACGAUGGGAGAACAGUUUUCGCGACCAAAGGACGACUGGCUAUUCCCAGCAACAUACAAUCAUGAGGGUAGCGAACACGACUGUUCGGCGUGUGAUCAGGCCCAGUUAGUUAACCGUCCUAAGCGGAGGACUGAUGACCCUUGUAUUUAUUAUGGCUUGAUUGCUUCCGGAGACCAGGUCAUGAAAGAUGCCAAGACUCGCGAUUCCAUUGCUCGGGAUCUAGACAUACUCUGUUUUGAAAUGGAGGCUGCUGGGCUCAUGGACGAACUCCCAUCACUAGUCAUUCGCGGCAUUUGUGACUACUGUGAUUCGCACAAAAAUAAACAGUGGCAAGGAUAUGCUGCGCUUGCGGCUGCUUCGUACGCUAAGGCACUUCUGUCGGUAAUUCCUACUUUUCACCGCAAGGAAUCACGUGAUCCGAGGAAGCCAGUUUGGAUGGUCCCCUUCCGGAGGAACCCACGGUUCGCAGGCCGGGAAGACGAAAUCACCAGAAUUGAAGAAUUGCUUCUGCAACAGAACGGACCUAGCAAAAUUGCUAUCUGCGGACUAGGCGGUGUUGGAAAGACGCAGAUUGCACUUGAACUGGCCUACCGCAUGAGAAAUCGAGACCCUAAAUGCUCGAUUUGCUGGAUUACAUGUACCAGCUAUGAAAGCGUGGAACAAGCCUAUAUGAACAUCGCCUCGAAGCUUAAAAUGACUGAUAUAAAACCAGCAGAGGUGAAAGGAAAGGUUAAAGCUUAUCUUAGCGAGGAGAGUGCCGGGAAGUGGCUUGUUAUCUUUGAUAACGCAGAUGACAUGGGAAUGUGGAGCACAAACGAUACUACUGAUACAGUAUUAACAGACUUUCUUCCUGAAAGUGAGCAAGGCCAUAUUCUCUUCACCACGCGCAGCCGUAAGGUAGCUGUGAAAUUAGCGUCUUCCCAUGUGAUUACAGUCACUGAGCCGAACACAGAAAUUUCUAUCCAAAUUUUCACGAACUCACUGGUUGAUAAGACAUUGCUUAAUGAUCGUAUUACAGCUCUGAGUCUUCUUGAGCAGCUGGCUUGUCUCCCUCUGGCGAUCACCCAGGCGGCAGCGUAUAUCAAUGAAAACAGCAUUGGCCUCUCUGACUAUCUUCAGCUUCUACGGGACCAGGAGCCACAUGUGAUUGAACUGCUGAGUGAAGAAUUUGGAGAUGAAAUGCGCUACAAAGACAUCCAGAACCCUCCGAUCUCGAAUAAGGAUAAAACCGAUGCUCUUGGUCUUCUCAAGGCCUUCUCCUUUAUUAGUAAGGGGGGUGGGGACAGUUCUUUAAAUCUACACCGACUAGUCCAUCUUGCGACUCGGAACUGGAUGAGAAAGAACCAACAGCUCAGCCUGCAAAUACUGAAAACUGCUGACCGACUGAGUGAAGUCUUCCCAGAUAAUGACCAUGCGAAUCGGCAGGCGUGGCGGGAAUAUCUGCCGCAUGCUCUUUCACUAAUAGCAGAAGCUGGAUUUCGGAAGGAGCAAGAGAAAUACAUUGAUUUGAUGCAAAAUGUUUGUAGUUGUCUCUACAGUGACGGACGAUGGAAGGAAGCGGAGGAGCUGCAAGUGCAAGUGUUAGAGGCACACAAGCGAGUGCUAGGGCCCGAGCACCCUUCUACUCUUAUUAGCAUGAGCAAUCUGGCAUCCACCUACAGGAAUCAGGGACAAUGGAAGAAAGCGGAAGAGCUGGAAGUGCAAGUAUUAGAGCUACGCAAGCGAGUACUAGGGCCCGAGCACCCUUCUACUCUUACUAUCAUGAGUAAUCUGGCAUCCACCUACAGGAAUCAGGGACGAUGGAAGGAAGCGGAGGAGCUGGAAGUACAAGUGUUAAAGACACAUAAACAAGUACUAGGGCCCGAGCAUCCUUCUACUCUUAUUAGCAUGAACAAUCUGGCAUCCACCUACAGGAAUCAGGGACAAUGGAAGGAAACAGAAGAGCUGGAAGUGCAAGUAUUAGAGGCACACAAGCGAGUGCUAGGGCCCGAGCAUCCUGACACUCUUACUAUCAUGAGCAAUCUGGCAUCCACCUACAGGAAUCAGGGACGAUGGAAGGAAACAGAAGAGCUGGAAGUGCAAGUAUUAGAGCUACGCAAGCGAGUGCUAGGGCCCGAGCAUCCUUCUACUCUUAUUAGCAUGAACAAUCUGGCAUGCACCUAUUGGAAUCAGGGACAAUGGAAGGAAGCGGAAGAGCUGGAAGUGCAAGUGUUAGAGCUACGCAAGCGAGUGCUAGGGCCCGAGCAUCCUGAUACUCUUACUAUCAUGAGCAAUCUGGCAUCCACCUACAGGAAUCAGAGACAAUGGAAGGAAGCGGAAGAGCUGGAAGUGCAAGUAUUAGAGCUACGCAAGCGAGUGCUAGGGCCCGAGCAUCCUGACACUCUUACCAGCAUGAAUAAUCUAGCCUUUACAUGGAAAAGACGAGGUACGAUUAAAAGUGCCCUCGCUCUGAUGAAACAGUGUGCAGAGCUCCGCCGCAACCUGCUUGGUCCAGAUCACCCAGAUACCAUAUCCUCUUCUGAUACUCUCCGUGACUGGGAAACCGCGAUAGAUUCCCCGAUAUGGUAUAGUCGACAAAACAUACUUGCCUUUUCUUUUCUUGCCUUGCCUUGUCUCUACUUUCUUUCGAAGACCCUUUUCAAGAGGAGGGUCUGGGAUGCCUGA